AUUCUUGGGCGACGUCGCGCGAGUGUCAUCUUGCAGGCGGGCGGCGUAGGGCGGCGCGCACAGCGACUGGUACGCGCUUCUGCCCACUUACCUGUACUGGUCGCAGAAACAAGGACUAAAAAGGAUAGAAAAAAAAAACAAACUGAUUAGUAAUUUACGUUAUAAAAUAAUAAUGAAAUUUUGAUUCAAGUAUGUAGUUACACACACUGGGUUUAUAUUUGAUCUAUUGGAUGUUAUCUCUUGUUUACUGGUGCUUGUUGUAAGGCGUGAAUGUUGCCUGAAAAUGACAGCGAAAGACAAUAAGGUGACGGCUAAUAGGAAACCUUUUUGACUUGAGACGAUCAUUGUACUCGCAUGAACUGUAGAUAGGUGUAUGUAUUUAUAUUCCAAAAUUAAGGCAGAUAGUAGGUACGCAGGUAAUAUUAUCUUUUGAACCAGUCAAAGCCUUCGCUUAGUCCAACUGCAUAAAAUUGUAAGAUCUGUUUAAAAUACAAGCAACUUGACUAGGUAUACGUUGGUGGGUAUUUAACAUGAUAUUCAAAAGACGGCAUUUAAGUUUUCUUUAUUCCUCCCCAAUUACAAAGCAAUUACAUAAUCCGUCCUUUUUUUGUAUACGCUACACUAAUCUAUUUUAGUAUAGCGAUGCCGAUGCUCGUUACAAAGGAGACAUCGUUCCAUAAUGGCAUGCCAUUGGGACUUGCGUGACUUGCCAUUUGCCUAGCUCUGCCUUUCGCAGGCCGCUCUUUGUCAAAGCGACUCCAGCCGGCGAGACAGAAGGAAGCCUCCGAAAUGACUUAACUAAGGAUCACUUACUCCUUAAAACAUGGAACAACCAAGCGCAUCCACAUCCAAUCAGGACCCACGUUUCGAUUUCAUAGGCUCCUACGCUGUCAAGUCACUCAAAUUAAAACCGGAGAAAUGGAUGAGGGUGCUGGGUUUAGAAGAACACAGAUCUACGCUAAAAGACUUCGUGGACAAACCAUACCCAAUGCUUCUGGUGGUGGUUUUAACAAACGCCCUGCAGUUAGUUCCUGUUAUAUCAUUUCCAUGUUACUUGAAGAACAAAGCCGUUUACUUUGUAAAGAAGAAACCUGAUGCCAUCCCGAAAGAAAACUGUGCAGAGAUGGUCAUAUUUGGUGAUUUAGCUCCACGGCUUAUAGAUGAACUAGCAUCACUAGUCGACGAGGUUUUUGUGCCUCUUCUGUCAAAUCCUCUUAACCAUGAAGGUUGGCCACUUGUCGUCUCCCAAGAUAUCCUCAAACAAAUUCAUAAUCUCAAGAGUACUGUGUAUGAGGUAAAAGGCAAAGUCAACGGCCAAACGGUUCUACCGAUGCCAGUUGGCGUGGAACUAGUCCACGAGGCUGAGAAGGACCUUCAUCGCGGCAAGGAGGUCGACUUGUACUUGAAGAGUGCUAUCGAAGGCGUGGUCAUUAAGUGGGCGCAGCAGAUCAAUGAUGUCAUGAUGGAGGAUUCCGCACAGGCCUUUGAGAAUGGACAGAAUCCACUUCCAAGUAUUGAACUAGCAUUUUGGAAAUCACGCCUGAGUAAUCUGAACUACAUUUACGAUCAACUCCGAACAGAAAGAGUGAGGUGUAUGGCGGUUAUUCUCGAGAAAACAACGUCAGCAUAUUAUCCCUGUUUCAGCAGACUAUUUAAGAAUAUCGUCUCAGCAUUGGCUGAAGCUCGCGAAAUCGACCUAUAUCUCCAAACCCUAGGAAAACAUUUCCAAGGUCUAGAAGAGAUAGACUUUACGGAGUGCCAGCCGCUGUUCAGACCUCUGUUCCACGUCAUCUGCAUGAUUUGGAGAGACUCCAAGUACUAUUGCAACUCGUCCAAACUCAUUGUGCUAUUGAGGCAGAUAUCAAACUUGCUUAUUCAUCAGGCCAAGAAGUGUCUCGAUCCAACUACGCUAUUCCACAGUGACAUAGAUGAAGCGACACUACGUAUUCAAGUUACAAUUAACAUCCUCAAAAAGUUUCGAGACACCUUCGAAUAUUUCAAAGAGAACUUAGCUAAAUACUUCGUAGACAGACGAGUGAUCCCUUGGACCUUUCACCCAAACGUUGUAUUUGAGAGACUAAAUAGAUUCCUAGAUAGACUCAACACCAUUCAGUGGUUCUUCAAAACUGUCCUCGAGUUCCAAAAAUUGGAGAAAAUUGAAAUUGGUGGAAUGAAAGGAAGAGUUCUUGGUGGUCAAAUAAGAGACAUCUCAGCUGAAUUCGACGCUUACUUCCACGGCUUCGCUUCAAAAUCUUACGAUGUCCUGGAUCCAGACGACAACACAUUCAAUGAAGACUUCAAAGACUUUCAAGAGAACAUAAUCGACUUGGACUUAAAACUUUCGACCGUUCUGGUGGAAUCAUUCGAUAAUUGCUCGACAUUAGAAUCGAUCUUCAAGCUCAUCGAUGUUGUUGGCUCGGUUUUGGAUCGACCUCUAAUCAGCAAAGAAUUUACAGCGAAGUAUGUCGAGAUCAUCGUUAUGCUUGAAACUGAAAUUGUAACAUGCGAAGAACUAUUUAUUGAACAAAGCAACCGUCUGGAGCGAUACGGUAUGAUGGAAGUGGAUGCCUUCCUGCCGCCCGUCGCCGGUGGACUUCUCUUCAUGAACACGCUAGCUGCGAGGAUCUCAAAGCCUAUAGCUAGCUUUCGCAAUUUGCCGCACCCGAUAAAGAAUACGGAUGAGGCAAAGAAAAUCUUUAUCAGACAUGAGGAAUUAAUAGAAAGGAUCAACGAGUUCAAGAAGAAAUAUUUCAAUGAGUGGACUUUGAAUGUUUCGAAGAUUAUUGAGGACACUACAAAUAAUAUGAUACUGGCCCGACAGGGUUCCGACCUAGUUUUGAAUUUUCACCCAAUGCUCUUAGACGUCCUUAAAGAAGUACAUCAUCUACGCAACAACGCAGAUGUCGCAGACAAUUUACCAAAAGAUGGUCUCCGGAUCUUUGAGAAGCAGGAAACGUAUCGACAGUAUCGCAUCAAUUUGGGAAUAACUAUUGAUUGGUACAAUCAGAUAAGAAAGAACAGUCAGAAAGUAGAAUUUGAUCUAGUUGAAGAGGAAAUAAAAGCUAUUGAUCAGAGGAUAGAAAUGGCACAACACGAAUUGAAUUGGAAUUCGCCAGAUCUGUGGAACUAUUUGCAAGAACUACAUAGAUUAGUUGGAAACUUAUUCGAAAGGAUGUCAAAAAUACAAGAUAAUUUGGUUGAAAUUAAAGACGUCAUGAAGGACUGGUCCUUACAGCCAUUGUUUGAAAGAAAAGAGGGUAAAAAGGAUACAUUAAUGAAUUUGGAAGAUCGACCAGAAAAGAAGGCCAAACGUUACGGAGAUAUAGAAGCAACAGCAAAACGUAUUAAUGAGCUUUUAAAUGAAAAUAUGCAGCUAUUUAACAUGCAAGACAAUCAGAACAGUCAGAUAUGGAUGAACUAUGUCGCUUUUGUUGACGCACUGCUAGAAGAAUCACUGUUCAAAACUAUUGCUUGCAGUUUGGGUUACAUAUCGGAACAUAUGAAUCCUAAAAACAAAUUGGCACCACUAUUUGAAGCGCAACUUGAACUCUUAGAUCCAGAUAUGGUAUUUGUUCCAAGUUUAGACCCGGCUGACGAAAAAGGGUUUACAGCGUUAAUCAAAGGUCUUAUUGAUGAUGUCUUAAACAUGGCAACGUUGAUAGAGAGGAUCGAUAAACAGAAAGAUCAAACGUAUGAAGGUGAAAUUGUUAGCAGUGAUGAAGUUAUUGAAAUGAAGGAGGAAAUUUUAAAUGGAAUCGAAAAGGUCAUAGAAGAUGCAAACGAAUUCUGCAAAACAUUUGAGAACUACUCCUAUUUGUGGCUUGAAGAAAGAGAUGCAGUAAUGGAAAUAUUCCUUACGUACGGCAGAAUUUUGACCCCAGAUGAAGUAGAUAAGUUAGUUGUAGAAGAAAAGGACAGAAUUGAGGGUGAGGGUCCCGUGCCUUGUCCGCCCAAAAUGGAAGGUUUCAGAGAACAAAUAGACCAUUACGAAAAUUUGUUUAUGGAGAUUGAAGAUAUGGAGCCCUACAAAGUUUUCAGCAAUUGGUUUCAGGUGGAUAUCAGACCAUUCCGUCAGGCUCUUCUAAACACUGUACGUAAAUGGGGAAAUAUGUAUAAAGAGCAUCUGGUGAACAACGUCACAUGUAGUCUGACUGAUCUUGGCAAUUUUAUACGGGAUGCAGACGAAGGCUUGCUCCAGCCAGUGCCCGAAGGUGACUAUGAGGCUCUCGUCAGAAUCAUGGGAUACCUGAUGAAUGUGAAAGAUAGGACAGUAACAACAGACGAUAUGUUCCAGCCUCUGACCGAAACCAUUGAGUUGUUGAAGUUCUAUGAUAUGGAUAUCCCUGAAGAAGUCAAUGUUCUCCUGCAGGAACUACCAGAACAAUGGCAAGCCACAAAGAAACUGGCACUCACAGUAAAACAGCAGGUAGCGCCACUGCAAGCAGCUGAAGUGUCAGGCAUCAGGAAGAAAAUAGCCACAUUUGAUAGCCACGUCACUUACUAUCGAGAAGUUUUCAAGAGAUAUGAGUUUUUCAAAUACGAUUGUGACGACCCUUACGAAGUUAUGUCUCGAGUUGACUUUGAACUGCUGUUCUUAGAAGAAGAGAUGAGAGGUAUCCAGGAGUCAGGAUCCUUGUUUGAAGUGAAUGUACCAGAGUUUAAACUGCUCAAACAAUGUCGAAAAGAAUUGAGGAUGUUGAAGCAACUUUGGGAUUACGUGUAUAUUGUAAGAACGAGCAUUGAAGAUUGGAAAACUACACCAUGGAGGAAGAUAGAUGUAGAAAAUAUGGACAUUGAAUGUAAGAAGUUUGCAAAAGAGAUCAGAUUGUUAGACAAGGAAAUGAGAAGCUGGGACACUUAUAUUAACUUGGAAGCAACAGUUAAAAACAUGCUGACGUCACUCCGCGCAGUCGGUGAACUACAGAACCCUGCUAUAAGGGAAAGACAUUGGGACCAACUCAUGAGCACAACCAAGAGCUUAGCAGCAUUACCACGUGAACUCACUGUAAGAAUCGUUAUGGACAUGAAUACAACCUUAGCAGAUCUACUGGCUCUUAACUUGCACGAAUGUGAGGAAGAAGUGAAGAAUAUAGUAGAUAAGGCUGUUAAAGAGAUGUCGAUGGAGAAAGUACUGAAGGAUUUGCAUACAACAUGGAGCCAUAUGGAGUUUGAACAGGAAGUCCAUUCGAGGACUCAGUGUACGUUGUUGAGGGCCAGUGAGGAGCUGAUAGAGACGCUGGAAGAAAAUCAGGUCCAACUACAAAACUUAAUAACAUCAAAAUUCAUAGCAUACUUCUUGGAGGAAGUGUCGGGAUGGCAACAGAAGUUGUCCAUAGCUGAUCAAGUCAUCACCGUCUGGUUUGAGGUUCAGAGGACUUGGACGCACUUGGAGAGCAUCUUCAUGAGUUCUGAGGAUAUUAGGAAACAAUUGCCGGAUGACUCGGCAAGAUUCGAUAGGAUUGAUGCGGAGUUCAAAAUAUUAUCUUCAGAAAUGGCAAAAACUCCAAACGUUGUGAAAGGUACAAAUAAAGAGGGAUUAGUAGAGCAACUUGACAUUUUACAGAAAGAUCUAAUUAUUUGUGAAAAAGCGUUAGCUGAGUAUCUGGAAACUAAGAGAUUAGCAUUUCCUAGAUUCUAUUUCGUAUCGUCUGCAGAUCUGUUAGAUAUAUUGUCGAAUGGCAAUCAAGCCGAUUUAGUAAUCAGGCAUUUAACGAAACUGUUUGACUCUAUCGCUCGUCUUAAAUUUAUAGAGAGUGAUGUACCGAGUGAUAGAGUAGCUUCUGGUAUGAUAGCCAAGGAUGGAGAGUUGGUGCCAUUUCAUGGUUCUUGUGAUUGUACAGGAGCUGUUGAGAUAUGGCUGAACAGACUGCAAGACAUGAUGCGAUCUACAAUCCGACACUACUUCGGAGAAGCCAUAGUUUCCUACGAGGAGAAACCGCGAGAGCAAUGGCUCUUCGACUUCAUGGCUCAAGUAUCCCUCUGUGGUUCCCAAAUCUGGUGGACGACAGAAGUCAACAUGGCUUUCGCGAGGCUAGAAGAAGGUUACGACAAUGCGUUGAAGGAUUAUUAUAAGAAGCAAUUGUCCCAGCUCAGUACUUUGAUCUCAUUGCUGAUAGGCGAGCUGACGAAGCAGGACAGACAGAAGAUCAUGACAAUUUGUACUAUAGAUGUGCACUCUAGAGAUGUCGUCAGUAAGAUGAUUCAGGGGAAGGUGGAGGCAGGGUCCGCGUUUCAAUGGCAGUCACAACUGAGGCACAGAUGGGGAGAAAAGGAAUAUCAUUGUUUUGCAAAUAUUUGUGACGCGCAGUUCACGUACAGCUAUGAGUAUUUGGGGAACACCCCGAGAUUGGUCAUCACCCCUCUCACCGAUCGAUGUUACAUCACACUGACACAGUCGUUACAUUUAAUCAUGGGUGGAGGUCCAGCGGGGCCGGCUGGUACGGGCAAAACUGAGACCACCAAAGAUUUAGGAAGAGCUCUGGGCAUCAUGGUGUAUGUCUUCAACUGUUCCGAACAAAUGGACUAUCAGUCUUGCGGCAACAUAUACAAAGGACUAGCUCAAACAGGAGCGUGGGGUUGUUUUGAUGAGUUCAACAGAAUCUCCGUUGAGGUACUCUCCGUCGUUGCUGUACAAGUCAAAUCUGUUCAAGAUGCCAUAAGAGACAAAAAACAGAAGUUCAAUUUCAUGGGAGAAAUCAUAUGCUUGGUUCCAUCAGUUGGCAUAUUCAUCACGAUGAACCCUGGUUAUGCCGGCCGUACUGAACUGCCAGAGAAUUUAAAGGCUUUAUUCAGACCGUGUGCUAUGGUCGUACCUGACUUUGAAUUGAUUUGUGAGAUCAUGUUGGUCGCUGAAGGUUUUCAGGAAGCUAAGAUUUUGGCGAGGAAGUUUAUUACGCUAUAUACGUUGUGUAAAGAGCUGCUUUCGAAACAAGACCAUUACGAUUGGGGGUUGAGAGCGAUUAAGUCUGUACUUGUCGUUGCUGGGUCUUUGAAGCGAGGUGAUCCAGGCAGACCAGAAGAAGAAGUACUUAUGAGAACUCUACGAGAUUUUAACAUACCGAAAAUAGUGACAGACGAUAUGCCAGUAUUCAUGGGUCUAAUCGGAGAUCUAUUCCCCGCCUUAGAAGUACCAAGAAAACGUGAUUUAGAAUUUGAGAGGACAGUCAAACAGGCUGCAAUGGAUCUCUCGUUACAGCCAGAAGAUAACUUUAUUUUAAAAGUGGUACAAUUAGAAGAAUUACUCGAAGUGAGACAUUCAGUUUUUAUAGUCGGUAACUCCGGUACUGGGAAAACUCAAGUAUGGAAGACACUCUUCAAAACUUACCAGAAUCUUAAAAAGAAACCUAUAUUCAAUGACUUGAAUCCUAAAGCAGUAACUAACGAUGAAUUAUUUGGUAUCAUUAAUCCGGCUACGAGAGAAUGGAAGGAUGGUCUACUGUCGGUCAUUAUGCGAGAUCAGGCGAACUUAGCUGGUGAUAAUCCAAAAUGGAUAGUACUUGACGGAGACAUUGAUCCUAUGUGGAUUGAAUCUCUAAAUACUGUAAUGGAUGAUAAUAAGAUAUUGACGCUGGCCAGUAAUGAACGGAUAGCACUAACUCCAGUUAUGAGACUUAUGUUUGAAAUUUCAAACUUGCGUACCGCGACCCCUGCUACUGUGUCCAGGGCUGGUAUAUUAUAUAUCAAUGCACAGGAUUUAGGAUGGAAUCCAUACGUAACAAGCUGGGUAGAAACAAGAAAAAUCCCAGCAGAAAAGUCCAACCUAGUCAUCCUAUUUGAUAAAUACAUACCUUCAUGCCUAGAGACAGUUCGGACCAGGUUCAAGAAGAUUACUCCUAUCGUGGACAUGGCGCAUGUGCAUAUGCUAUGCCACUUAUUAAACUGUCUGCUAGUACCUGAAAAUACUCCAGCGGAAUGCCCUAAGGAAUGGCAUGAUAUCUUCUUCGUGUUUGCUUGUGUCUGGGCGUUUGGGUCUGCCAUGUUUCAAGAGGCUAGUGUUGACUAUCGAAUCGAGUUUUCAAAAUGGUGGAUGAAUGAAUUUAAGACGGUUAAAUUCCCUGCUGGUGGGACCGUGUUUGAUUUCUACAUAGAUCAUGAAACAAAGAAAUUUACUCCUUGGACUGAAAAGAUUCCGAAAUUUGAAUUGGAUACCGAUAUUCCCUUACAGGCUGUACUUGUGCCGACAGCAGAAACGAUAAGAAUACGCUUCUUCCUAGACUUGCUGAUGAAAAAUAAGCACCCUGUGAUGUUGGUAGGGUCAGCGGGCUGUGGCAAAACUGUCUUGGUUAAUGAGAAAUUACAAACCUUAUCAGAAAGUUACGCAAUACAAUCGGUACCAUUCAACUUCUACACAUCAUCGGAGAUGCUACAAAAGAUUCUAGAGAAGCCUUUAGAAAAGAAAGCAGGUCGAAACUACGGACCGCCGGGAAACAAAACACUGAUAUACUUCAUCGAUGACAUGAAUAUGCCUGAGGUGGAUGCAUACGGAACCGUCCAACCUCACACAAUAAUACGACAGCAUAUGGACUAUGGGCACUGGUACGAUCGAACCAAGCUGUCUUUAAAAGACAUUCAUAACACGCAAUACGUGUCUUGCAUGAACCCUACUUCAGGCAGUUUCACUAUAAAUCCGAGGCUGCAAAGACAUUUCUGUGUGUUUGCCAUCAGUUUCCCGAACGCUGAAGCGCUCAAUAAUAUUUAUCAUUCGAUUUUGAGCCAGCAUUUGGCUAACCCAGAGUUGAGGAUCAAUCCGCAGAUUGCAAAAUUAUCUGCGAACGUGGUGAUGGCUACGAUAACAUUACAUAAUAAAAUAUCUCAGGUCUUUCUGCCUACAGCGAUCAAAUUCCAUUACAUUUUCAAUUUAAGGGACUUAUCGAAUGUAUUUCAGGGUUUCCUCUUUAGUACCAAUGAAUGCUUAGAAAAUACAUCUGAUAUUCUCAGACUAUGGUUGCACGAAACAAGUCGAGUGUACGGCGACAAGUUGACAGAAGAAAAAGAUAUUGACGCAUUCCUCAAAGUGCAGGUUGAUCUUUGUAAGAAAAACUUUGAGGAUAUAGACGAAGGCGUAGUAUUCGAGCGACCAAACAUAUACUGCCAUUUUGCUGGCGGUAUCGGUGAGCCAAAGUACAUGCCUAUCAUGAACUGGGAUCAAUUGAACAAACUGCUGACGGAAGCCAUGGCCAGUUAUAACGACCUGAUAGCGGCUAUGAACUUGGUGCUUUUUGAGGAUGCUAUGAUGCAUAUUUGCAGAAUAUCUCGUAUACUUGAGAGUCCAAGAGGCAGUGCGUUGCUGGUAGGCGUGGGUGGCUCUGGCAAGCAGUCUCUAUCACGACUGGCUGCAUUUAUAUCAAGUUUGGAAGUGCUGCAGAUUCAACUGAAGAAAGGAUAUGGCGUGUCUGACUUAAAGAAUGAAUUAAAUCAGUUAUACAUAAAAACUGGCCUUAAGAACGUUGGCAUAAUGUUCCUCAUGACUGACGCUCAAGUGGCUAAUGAACAGUUUCUGGUCUUAAUUAACGAUUUAUUGGCGUCUGGCGAAGUUGCUGACCUGUUCCCUGAUGAUGAAAUGGAAAAUAUCAUAGCUGGUGUCAGGAAUGAGGUAAAAGGCGCAGGCCUACCAGACACUCGAGAGACUUGUUGGAAGUUCUUCAUUGACAGAGUCCGGAAGCAAUUGAAAGUAGUGCUCUGUUUCUCACCAGUAGGGUCUACUCUCAGAGUGAGGUCGCGAAAAUUCCCGGCUCUUAUAAACUGUACUUCAAUUAACUGGUUCCACGAAUGGCCGCAAGAGGCGCUGGUGUCUGUAGCUAUGAGGUUUUUGGAGGAGUUGCAUAAUUUGCCGGUAACACUAAGAGACUCAAUAUCAAGAUUCAUGGCGUACGUCCACACAUCAGUAAAUACGAUGUCUAAAGCUUACCUAGCCAACGAGAGGCGAUACAACUACACCACCCCGAAGAGUUACCUGGAACAAAUUAGCUUAUACGCCAAACUUGUCAAUAAUAAAACGGAUGAACUGCGUGCUAAGAUUAUUAGGCUUGAAAAUGGUCUUGAGAAGCUACGUUGUACGUCAUGCCAAGUGGAUGCACUGAAAGAAAAAUUAGCCGUGCAGGAAAUUGAGUUACACCAGAAGAACGAAGCCGCUGACAAACUUAUUGAAAUGGUCGGCGUUGAGACUGCUAAAGUGCAAAGCGAGAAAGCGCUUGCCGACGAAGAAGAAGAGAAAGUAGCAGUAAUAGCCGAAGAAGUAACAAAGAAACAGAAAGAUUGCGAAGAGGAUUUAAUAAAGGCUGAGCCUGCGUUGGUAGCGGCCCAAGAAGCUUUGAACACACUGAACAAGUCCAACCUCACUGAGUUGAAGUCGUUCGGUUCACCGCCCGGCGCUGUGACUAAUGUGACUGCGGCCGUGAUGGUGCUACUGGCUCCAGGAGGGAAGAUACCGAAGGAUAGGAGCUGGAAAGCUGCUAAGGUGGUCAUGGCAAAAGUAGAUGUGUUUCUUGAUUGCCUAAUAAACUACGACAAGGAAAAUAUACAUCCAGAUGUAAUCAAAGCUAUUCAACCUUAUUUAAAAGAUUCGGAGUUUGAACCUGAGUUUGUAAGAUCAAAAUCGGCUGCAGCUGCUGGUCUUUGUGCUUGGGUUAUUAACAUUAUUAAGUUUUACGAAGUAUUCUGCGAUGUUGAACCCAAAAGGAAAGCUUUGGCUGCUGCCAACGCUGAGCUCGCUGCUGCGACAGAGAAAUUAAGAUUAAUCAAAUGUAAAGUUGCGUCCUUAGAAGAAAUGUUGGCGACAUUAACAGCUGACUUCGAGAAAGCCACAUCAGAGAAAAUGAAGUGCCAGAACGAAGCCGACGCUACGAAUGCCACCAUCCAACUUGCUAACAGACUGGUUAACGGGCUGGCUAGUGAAAAUGUCAGAUGGGCUGAAGCUGUUUCGAGUUUAAUGCAACAAAGUACGACAUUGCCUGGAGAUGUCCUCCUUGUGUGUGCCUUCAUAUCAUAUGUGGGUUGCUUUACGAAGCAGUUCAGAUUGGACCUGUUGCAUAAAAACUGGCUCGUAUUCUUAAAAACGUUGGAGCCGCCGAUCCCAAUAACAGAAGGCCUGGAUCCCCUUUCGAUGCUGACAGAUGACACCACCAUAGCGAUGUGGCAAAACGAGGGUCUGCCUUCUGACCGCAUGAGUACAGAGAACGCAACUAUAUUGUCUAACUCUGAUAGAUGGCCACUUAUGAUUGAUCCUCAGCUACAAGGUGUAAAAUGGAUCAAACAGAAGUAUGGCGAUGCUCUACAGGUAAUAAGAUUAGGACAGAAGGGUUAUUUAGAUACCAUAGAGAAAUCCAUUAUUAAAGGUGAUACAGUACUUUUGGAGAAUAUUGGCGAGACUGUGGAUCCUGUACUAGACCCGCUACUUGGAAGGAAUUUAAUAAAGAAAGGGAGAGCCAUCAAAAUAGGUGACAAAGAAGUGGAAUACAGCCCAAAUUUCAGACUAAUCUUACACACGAAACUAGCCAACCCUCAUUAUAAACCAGAAAUGCAGGCUCAAACUACCCUGGUCAACUUCACAGUCACUCGAGAUGGUUUAGAAGACCAGCUACUGGCAGAAGUAGUGAAAGCAGAAAGACCAGAUUUAGAAGAGCUAAAAGCUGAGUUGACGAAACAGCAGAAUCAGUUCAAGAUCCAAUUGAAGUCGUUAGAGGACGAUUUGCUUUCGCGUUUGUCCUCAGCUGGUGAUGAUAUCCUUGGUGAUACAGCUUUGGUAGAAAACUUGGAGACUACGAAGAAGACUGCCGCUGAUAUUGAAAAGAAAGUUGCUGAAGCCAAAAUUACUUCGCGUGAGAUAGAUGUGGCUCGUGAGUUCUAUCGGCCCGCCUCAGCGAGAGCAUCAUUAUUGUACUUUAUUUUGAACGAUCUUAAUACCAUCAAUCCCAUAUACCAGUUUUCGUUGAAGGCCUUUAGCGUAGUGUUUCAAAAGGCGAUAUCCCGCGCGGAGCCAGCGGACGAGGUCAGCCAGCGCAUCAGGAACCUCAUCGACUGUAUCAGCUUCUCCGUCUACCAGUACACCUCACGAGGACUCUUUGAAUGCGACAAACUUAUAUUUGCCUCGCAAAUGACCUUUCAGGUACUCUUAAUGAGUGAAGAGAUAUCAUCAGUGGAGCUGGACUUCUUCCUUCGUUUCCCUAUAAAGCCUCACGUCACCAGUCCAGUAGACUUCCUAUCCAACUCGAGUUGGGGCGGCAUCUGCUCUCUCGCUGGUAAAGAGGAGUUUAGGAAUCUGGAUAGAGAUAUUGAAACUUCUCCUAAGAGGUGGAAGAAGAUCGUAGAGGUUGAAUGUCCGGAGAGAGAGAAAUUUCCUCAGGAAUGGAAAAACAAAACGCCUUUGCAAAGACUUUGUAUGUUAAGAGCUCUGAGACCGGACAGAAUGACAUAUGCAGUUGCAGCCUACAUUGAGGAGAAAAUGGGUGCCAAAUAUGUUGAAAAUAGAACCGUCGAAUUCAGCAAAUCUUUCGAGGAGACCAGUUCCACGACACCCAUAUUCUUCAUCCUAUCUCCUGGAGUUAAUCCACUGAAGGACGUGGAGGCUUUAGGAAAGAUCAUGGGAUAUACGGCAGACAACGGGAACUUCCAUAAUGUAUCGCUCGGUCAAGGUCAGGAGAUAGUGGCUGAACAGGCGAUGGAAGUCGGCGUGCAGAAAGGGCAUUGGGUUGUUUUGCAGAAUAUUCACUUAGUAAAGAAAUGGCUUCCGAGUCUUGAGAAGAAGAUGGAGAGUUUUGCCACGGGUUGUCACGAUGACUUCCGACUGUUCAUGUCAGCUGAGCCAGCGGCCACGCCUGCCGCUCAUAUCAUACCGCAGGGGAUAUUGGAGUCCAGUAUCAAGAUCACUAAUGAACCUCCCACUGGAAUGCAGGCAAAUAUCCACAAAGCCCUGGACAACUUCAAUCAAGAAACUCUGGAGAUGUGUGGUAAGGAAGCAGAGUUCAAAGCGAUCCUGUUCGCUCUUUGCUAUUUCCACGCUGUCGUUGCUGAGAGGCGCAAGUUUGGUCCUCAGGGAUGGAAUAAAAUAUAUCCUUUCAAUGUUGGUGAUUUAACUAUAAGCGUAUUCGUCUUAUACAAUUACCUGGAAGCUAACUCGAGGGUGCCUUGGGAGGACCUGCGUUACCUCUUCGGAGAGAUUAUGUAUGGAGGUCAUAUCACUGAUGACUGGGAUCGGAGACUGUGCAAUGCUUAUCUAGAAGAACUCAUGCAGCCUGACCUAGUUGACGGUGAACUCCAACUAGCCCCAGGUUUCCCCGCACCUCCUAACACAGACUACGUGGGCUACCACCAAUACAUAGAAGAUGCCAUGCCAGCUGAGUCCCCGUACCUAUACGGUUUACAUCCAAACGCUGAGAUCGGUUUCCUUACCACGACAUCGGAGAAUCUCUUCAGGACCAUAUUUGAGAUGCAACCGAGAGAUGCCCAAGCGUCCGGCGCUGCUACUGUUACUAGGGAGGAGAAGGUAAAACAAAUGUUAGACGAAAUCAUUGAAAAAUUGCCAGAGGAAUUCAACAUGACAGAAAUUAUGGGAAAGGUUGAGGAAAGGACCCCAUACGUUAUCGUAGCCUUCCAAGAGUGCGAGCGGAUGAACUAUCUCACGGGGGAGAUGAAAAGGUCACUCAGAGAACUGGAUUUGGGUCUAAAGGGUGAAUUGACUAUUACAUCGGACAUGGAGGAUUUAGAAAAUGCUUUGUUCUUAGACCAAGUACCAGCAAUUUGGGCCAAUCGUGCUUACCCCUCCCUACUUGGACUAUCAGCUUGGUUUGUGGACCUAACUCUAAGAUUACGUGAGCUCGAAACUUGGGCAACAGAUUUCGUCCUGCCAGCAUCAGUCUGGCUGGGUGGAUUCUUCAACCCUCAAAGUCUGCUGACAGCGAUCAUGCAAAGCACAGCUCGGCGAUACGAACUGCCUCUCGACAAGAUGUGUCUGCAGUGUGACGUCACUAAGAAAAUGAAAGAGGAAUUCACGUACUGGAUCGCUGACACAAGGACAGCACCGCGAGAUGGCGCCUUCGUGCACGGUCUGUUAAUGGAAGGAGCGCGAUGGGAUCAGCAAUCUGGCAUCAUUAUGGACUCCAAGCUCAAAGAUCUCUUUCCCCCCAUGCCAGUGAUAAAUGUUAGGGCCAUAACCCAAGACAAACAGGAUCUCAGGAACAUGUAUGAGUGUCCGGUAUACAAGACGCGGACCCGAGGUCCUACUUACGUUUGGACCUUUAACUUGAAAACUAAAGACAAACCUUCUAAGUGGAACUUAGCGGGAGUGGCGUUGUUACUACAGAUAUAGCUUGUUGUUGACUUAAAUAUAUAUAGUUGUUGCAG
Trichoplusia ni (cabbage looper) is the source of this 14337-nucleotide messenger RNA. It is a transcript of the gene Dhc93AB, whose product is annotated as dynein beta chain, ciliary. Gene Ontology annotation, molecular function: dynein intermediate chain binding; minus-end-directed microtubule motor activity; ATP binding. Bases 824 to 14302 code for a protein of 4492 amino acids. Gene Ontology annotation, biological process: microtubule-based movement. The transcript is spliced from 67 exons. NCBI's taxonomy places the organism in Eukaryota, Metazoa, Arthropoda, Insecta, Lepidoptera, Noctuidae. Gene Ontology annotation, cellular component: dynein complex. The record is from RefSeq and is a predicted model, not a curated record.